Molecule: messenger RNA, 774 nt
Organism: Oryza sativa Japonica Group (Japanese rice)
Lineage: Eukaryota; Viridiplantae; Streptophyta; Magnoliopsida; Poales; Poaceae
Source: RefSeq, a predicted model, not a curated record
CCGCGCGCCGCACCGGCAUCUCGUUCCCCCACCCCCCACCCAUGUCGGACGCCUACAAGAAAGCGAAGCCCGGCCGCCUCGUCUUCAAGGGCGGCGAGGCCGCCUCCCUCCACAAGCCGCCGAAGAAGCACAAGAAGAACAAGAAGCCCGCCUCCGACGCCCCCGCCGACGCCGAAGCCGACGCGGAAGGCGCAGCGGCGCCCUCCGCGGAGGGCGCCGCCGAGGGCGGCGGCGACGAGUACACCAUCGACGCGGCGAAGCGGAUGAAGUACGAGGAUCUAUUCCCCGUGGAGUCGAAGAAGUUCGGGUACGACCCCGCCAACGCCGCCAAGGCCUCCCGCAGCCGCACCGUGGAGGAGGCCCUCGACGACCGCGUGCGCAAGAAGGCCGACCGAUACUGCAAGUGAGGUGAUUCACUCAUGCGAGUUGUUCACAGUUCUUAUGGAUGCAGGAGAGUAAUUGUGCUCAUUGUAUCAGAAAGGACAUACAAUUGAUAUAGGGUCCAGAAUUCCUGAUGGCAUGUUGUAAAUCAAGCUAGUUUAGUGAGUAUUUCCUUACUAGCGAACGGAAGGGUGCUCUUGUUCACUCACUCUCACCUGUUUUGGUUAAUUAGAUAAAACACUAUAUGCUUGGUCUCUGUGUUGUUAAAUUUGCAUUUAAUCCAGUUAUAAGCCUGUCAACAGGCUGCAGUGGUGUACUGUAUUCUUUCUUUUGUGCGACUAUUUUUUGUUUUCACCUGCAUUGUCCACAGUUAUGAUGUGAUGGGACACCCUA